This is a messenger RNA of Choloepus didactylus (southern two-toed sloth), 1877 nucleotides long. It is a transcript of the gene RHOV, whose product is annotated as ras homolog family member V. Lineage: Eukaryota; Metazoa; Chordata; Mammalia; Pilosa; Megalonychidae. Gene Ontology annotation, molecular function: GTPase activity; GTP binding. The transcript is spliced from 3 exons. Bases 337 to 1047 code for a protein of 236 amino acids. The record is from RefSeq and is a predicted model, not a curated record. Gene Ontology annotation, biological process: small GTPase-mediated signal transduction.
CCUAGAUCUGCCUUAUUUUGGCGAUUCUUCGGCAUUGAGCGUCAGCUUUCCGCCUGGCUUUAUUCGCCUGCUGUUUUUGAGGUUGCGGGUCUCGCGCGGUGUCCGGCAGAGCAAAGCGGUGGAGGCUGCCAGGCCGGUGGGCGGGGCCCGGGGCCGCUCGGGAUAUGCAGAUGAAAUGGGCGGGGCCUCACAUAUACCGGCGGGUAGCGGCCAGCGGGCGCGCCCAGCCUCGACCGGCUCUGUCAGAGGCAGCCAGAGGCAGCCGGAGGAACCUGCUCCCCGAGCGAAGCGGAGCCUCGUUCCGGGCUGGCCCCUCUGCUGCACCUGGAGCGGGCCAUGCCCCCGCGGGAUCUGAGCGAGUCCGAGCCGCCUCCCCUCCGGGCCCCGACCCCUCCGCCGCGGCGGGGCAGCGCGCCCCCGGAGCUGGGCAUCAAGUGUGUGCUGGUGGGCGACGGCGCGGUGGGCAAGAGCAGCCUCAUCGUCAGCUACACCUGCAAUGGGUACCCCGCGUGCUACCGGCCCACGGCUCUGGACACCUUCUCCGUGCAAGUCCUGGUGGAUGGAGCCCCCGUGCGCAUUGAACUCUGGGACACUGCGGGACAGGAGGAUUUUGACCGCCUUCGCUCUCUGUGCUACACCGAUACCGACGUCUUCCUUGCCUGCUUCAGCGUGGUGCAGCCCAGCUCCUUCCAAAACAUCACGGAGAAAUGGCUGCCGGAGAUCCGCACUCACAAUCCCCAGGCGCCGGUGCUGCUGGUGGGCACCCAGGCCGACCUGCGGGACGAUGUCAAUGUACUGAUUCAGUUGGACCAGGGGGGCCGGGAGGGCCCAGUGCCCCAACCCCAGGCCCAGGGUCUGGCCGAGAAGAUCCGGGCCUGCUGCUACCUGGAGUGCUCGGCUUUAACGCAGAAGAACUUGAAGGAGGUGUUUGACUCGGCCAUUCUCAGUGCCAUCGAGCACAAGGCCCGGCUGGAGAAGAAGCUGAAUGCCAAGGGUGUGCGUACCCUCUCCCGCUGCCGCUGGAAAAAGUUCUUCUGCUUUGUUUGAACAGCUAUGGCAGGGUCGUGAGGAGUUGGCCGAUGGCCAGAGACUUCUGGAACCUGGGGCUUCUGGCAGGGCCAGGCUACCCCCAUGGGACUCAGUUCCCUUCUGAAUGCCGGUGGGACACAGGGCUGCUAAAUGCCCAUUCUGAUGCCAGGGUAGUUGUAAGGCCCGGAGGAGGGAAGGCAGUGAACUGGAUUUCUGCAGUCAGAGCACUUUUAUUUCAUAGGAUGGUCCUAGGAGUGUCAGCCACCUCCGAGCAGUUUGGGAUCCAAUUCUGGGUUUCUCAUUGUGGACCCUCGGGUCUACCUGGCUGAAUUAGGACCCCUCAUGGUGGUCGCCAACCCCUCCUUGGCACAGGAGCAAGGAAGAACCUGGGGAACAGCUAGGGAUCUUGGAGGGCUGGAAGGUGACUAGGCCUGAUUUGGCAAGAAGUUGGGGCUGAACUGUGAAAGAGAGGUCUGAAAGAUUGAGAGAGGGAGCAGAAAGUGAGGCCUGGGGGCCGUGGGACUAGAGGCAGCUGGGGAGGAGGAAGAGGCAGAUCUGAGGGCGAGGCUUGGAAGGAGACCGGGGAAGUGGAGCAGCUGAGGAGCAAGGCUGGCACCUGGGCUUCGCUUAACCCCCAAGGCCAGGGUGGGCGGGGCAGCUGGUCCCUGGGAAGAGCUGGUUCUCUGGGCUCCCUAGGCACUGCCCAAACUGGCUGGUCCAGGAGUGGGGCAGGAAGUGAGAGUCAGGGCCCAGCAGGUGGAGGGGGAGGAGCUGUAAAUUAGAGCCUGAAGGAGGAAGGGUCUGAGGGUCACCCUUCUCCCUAGCAUCACAGCCUAGGAGGUAGAGCA